CGCGGCGGGAGGGGCAUGCUGGGGGACGGGCGGUGCGCGGGCGGGGCGGAGGCUCCAGGGCGGUGCGCGUGGUCCUGGCUGCGCUCCCGCUGCCUGAGCGUGUCCGCGUGCGUCUGCGCCUGCGCCUGCGUCAGCGCCUGCCUGCUGCUGCACUACUGCGCCGUGUCCCAGAACAAGUCGUGGAAGAAGCUGAAGACCAUGGUGCAGUGCUCCCCCUUGGUUGCGUCCUUCAAGAAACGCUGGGUCCAGCUUGCCGGGCAUGCAGGGAACUUCCAGGCCGGGGACCGGGGUAAGCUUCUGAAGAAGUACUGCGAGAGCGAGCAGCAGUGCCUGGAGAAGCUAAUGAGCGACUCGCUGCGCCCGUUCGUACCCGGGUACUAUGGCGUCUCUCAGCUCGACGAGCAGGACUACAAUGUGAUGGACGACCUGCUGGCGGACUUCGACUCGCCCUCCAUCAUGGACUGCAAGAUGGGCAGCCGGACGUACCUGGAGGAGGAGCUGGUGAAAGCUCGGGAGAAGCCAAGGCUCCGCAGGGACAUGUAUGAGAAGAUGGUUGCCGUGGAGCCCGGGGCCCCGAGUGCAGAGGAGCGUGCCCAGCAGGCCGUGCUCAAGCCCCGCUACAUGCAGUGGAGAGAGACCCUCAGCUCCACUGCCACACUGGGCUUCCGCAUCGAGGGCAUCAAGAAAGCUGACGGCACGUGCAACACGAACUUUAAGAAGACCAAACACAAGGAGCAGGUGAUGCAGGCACUGAAGGAAUUUGUGGGCGGGAACACUCAAAUCCUGAAAAGUUACUUGCAGAGAUUGGAAGACCUGCGAACAGAACUAGAGAAUUCUCAAUUCUUCAGAACACAUGAGGUGGUUGGCAGCUCACUGCUGUUCGUCCAUGACUGCUCGGGGCAGGCACGCGUGUGGAUGAUCGACUUCGGGAAGACGGUGCCCCUGCCCCCGCCCCUCACCCUGGACCACCGCACCCCCUGGGUGGAGGGGAACCGUGAGGAUGGGUAUCUGUGGGGGCUGGACAACCUUAUCAGCAUUCUGAACGCAAUGCUGCCCGCGAGCUGAGGGGGGCCCGAAGUGGGAUCAGCUCUGGAGGACCUAGGAGAUUACCACAAGCGGCCGCCACUUUUCCUCUCUCUGGGAAACGGGAUGGAGAGAAAAAAAACAGAGGAAUGAAAUGAGAGAGCUUAACAGCUCGGACAGGAUAGAGUGAUGAAUGCCUUAGAGGGAGACAGGCUGUGCGAACAUCUCUCUAGGCAGUGAUUCGCUGCCAUGUUUCAUACUGGUGAUGGAUUCUAGUGAAUCACUGCCUCUCUCAUGAACAGCCCAUCCCCUUCUUGGGCUCACUACUGCUCCCUGCUGGUGAGAGGGACUGAGGCAUUGUUACUCACUUUUUCAAUGAGAAAAAUCCCCUAAGUGUCCUUAGUGAGAGGGAAAAGUUAUUUUAUUCCUACAUGGACCGAUUGAAUUUUAAAACCGUUUUACAGAUGUGCUACAACACUAGAAUCUUGGAAAAGCCUUUGCAGUUAUAUUUUUUUGGAUCAUACGUUGUUUAAUGUAAAUAAUAUUUUACGUAUGCAUUGCAGAGACAUAUGCCAUUCUGUGGAUAUGCUGGUUGUUUCUGUUUUGACUGGAAUAGACAAUUUUCCUGGGAGAGAUUAACUAUUACAGAGCUGAUUGUGAUGACCCCACGUUGGCAUUUUAAAGGAUAGCUUACUAAACAUGGCCCAGGGAAACUAUCUCAAGGUUGAGUUGGGUGAAAAGGAAGCCAGUGGAAAAUGUGAUUGUGGACAGAAUAUGCAGCAGAGGUGAUGGAGAUGGAUUAAGCUUCUGGGUAUUGGAUGUUAUUCCAUCCCCUCUACUGGGCGGCGCAAAGUUGGCGAGAGGAGGAGCUAAACAUAUUCCAGCUCUGUUCUGAAGAGGUGUGCACUGGCGAUGGGCCUCUAUCAACUUUCAUUCUUUUGUGACCAGCUGGUCUGUAUUGCACUGUUAUGCCUCAAAGAUGCUACUGAACAAAGACUGGAGUCCAAGCUAUGUUAUUUAUCAGGACCUGGGGCAGGUGGAACAUAUUCAGACCCCCCCCCCCCUUCCCCCACAAAAAAGAAAUUUAAAAAAAAACA
This is a messenger RNA of Anguilla rostrata (American eel), 2120 nucleotides long. It is a transcript of the gene itpkcb, whose product is annotated as inositol-trisphosphate 3-kinase Cb. The coding region runs from base 16 to 1065 and encodes 349 amino acids. Gene Ontology annotation, biological process: inositol phosphate biosynthetic process. Gene Ontology annotation, cellular component: cytoplasm; nucleus. Gene Ontology annotation, molecular function: inositol tetrakisphosphate kinase activity; inositol-1,4,5-trisphosphate 3-kinase activity. Lineage: Eukaryota; Metazoa; Chordata; Actinopteri; Anguilliformes; Anguillidae. The record is from RefSeq and is a predicted model, not a curated record. The transcript has 7 exons.